AUGCUUACCUUCCGCCGCGCCCUCGUCGUCGCCGCCGUCAUCCUCACCUGCUUCCUGUUCCUCAGAAACACCCAUGGUACGCCGCCUGCGACGACCGCGGCCGUGCACAACUCACCCAAGCCGACAGGUACCUUUUCCGAGAACAAGGCCAUCCAAGACACGCCCGCCCAGCAGCCCGCCCAGACCGCGCCCUCGAAGCCCGUAUCCUCGACGUUGAAGUGGAAUCAGGACGAUGGCGGUAGAGUCGCCCUGGCGAAGAAGCCGCUGCAGCAGAUACCGUUGGCGGAUUUGAAGGCGCAGCCGUUGCGGAAGCAGUUGGCGUACUCGUUUCCGUACGAUUCCGAGGGAAAGUUCCCGGCGUAUAUCUGGCAGACGUGGAAGCAUACACCGGCGAGUGGGGAUUUCGAGGAGGCUUUCAGACAACCCGAGGCGUCGUGGUCGGAGCUGCAUCCGCAGUUUGUCCAUGAGGUGAUUACGGACAGUGUGGCUGUUCAUUUGAUCAGGCACUUCUAUGCUAGUGUGCCGGAGGUCACGGAGGCGUAUGAGGCGCUGCCGGAGGUGGUCAUGAAGGCGGACUUCUUUCGCUACUUGAUCUUGCUGGCACGAGGAGGCAUCUACACCGACAUCGACACCACAGCGCUCAAGUCGGCGGUGGAGUGGGUACCACCGGAGGUCCCACGAAGCACAUACGGCCUCGUCAUCGGCAUCGAAGCCGACCCCGACCGACCAGACUGGCACGAAUGGUACUCCCGCCGGAUCCAGUUCUGCCAAUGGACCAUCCAAAGCAAACCCGGCCACCCCGUCCUCGUCGACAUCGUCGCCUCCAUCACCGAAGAGACCCUUCGCCGAAAGCACGAAGGCACGCUCGACGCGAAACACAUGAAGAGCGUGAUGGAGUUCACCGGCCCAGCAAUCUGGACCGACACGAUCUUCCGCUUCUUCAACAACCCGGAGUACUUUGACAUGAGUACCAGCAAGGGCAAUAUUACCUGGAGUCACUUUACGGGUAUCACGCAUGCGAAGAAGGUGGGGGAUGUGGUGGUGUUGCCUAUUACGAGUUUCUCGCCGGGGGUGCAGCAGAUGGGUGCUGGAGAGGAGGAUGAUCCUAUGGCGUUUGUUAAGCAUGCUUUUGAGGGCACAUGGAAACCAGAAAGUGAACGACACAUCGGCGAGCAGCAGGAGCAGGCCGUUGCGUGA
Molecule: messenger RNA, 1197 nt
Organism: Saxophila tyrrhenica
Lineage: Eukaryota; Fungi; Ascomycota; Dothideomycetes; Mycosphaerellales; Extremaceae
Gene: och1
Product: alpha-1,6-mannosyltransferase Och1
Exons: 2
Coding region: 1-1197 (398 amino acids)
Biological process (GO): protein N-linked glycosylation
Cellular component (GO): mannan polymerase complex
Molecular function (GO): alpha-1,6-mannosyltransferase activity
Source: RefSeq, a predicted model, not a curated record